Acanthopagrus latus (yellowfin seabream) is the source of this 3946-nucleotide messenger RNA. It is a transcript of the gene cpeb4b, whose product is annotated as cytoplasmic polyadenylation element binding protein 4b. The transcript has 12 exons. Gene Ontology annotation, molecular function: mRNA 3'-UTR binding; ribosome binding; translation factor activity, RNA binding. The record is from RefSeq and is a predicted model, not a curated record. Gene Ontology annotation, cellular component: synapse; cytoplasm; nucleus. Gene Ontology annotation, biological process: negative regulation of cytoplasmic translation. Lineage: Eukaryota; Metazoa; Chordata; Actinopteri; Spariformes; Sparidae. Bases 541 to 2799 code for a protein of 752 amino acids.
GGGGCGGUGCUAGAAGCGGAAGUGUGUCUCGGCUGAUCUCUCGCUGUCAUUCGGCCACGGUCGGUUACAGGAGAGAGGGGCAGCCAAGAAGCACACAGGAAUCGGCUGGCUCUGUAGGAAAAGGACAGUGAGCGAGGAAAAUAUACCGAAAUCAAACGAACAAUGAAACCGAUCGAAUAAGGCUUGUCGAGAGAACCGCGGCCGAGUCUGUUUCACACACUGCCACGUUAACAAAGCUCUUUGAUUACACGGUCCAGAUUAGAGGCAGCGGAUAGAGAGCUGUGUCAUUGAGCAGGCAGGACACGUCAGGAGAAGGGAGAGAGAGAGAGAGAGAAAAAAAAGCUGACCGACUGCACUGUACGAGUCAGCUAUCACAUCGCCGCUGAAAAGCUUUGCCUGACGUACGUUUUUCUUCAAGGACACCACCUUGUUCUCCACCCGAGGGAAGUAUCUCGACAAAGACAUCGCCGAGGUCGAAGGUGGUGAUCAGAAGGUCCAAACGAUCACGGGAUAGCAUUUGUGUGUGGGGGGAGAAAACAAAUGGGGGAUUACGGGUUUGGAGUCCUAGUUCAAAACAACACUGGCAACAAGUCUGCAUUCCCGGUCCGAAUCCACCCGCAUCUGCAGCCCCCACACCACCACCAAAAUGUGUCGCAGAGCCCUGCUGCUUUCAUAAACAGCACCACAGCCGCAGGGAAUGGCACCACGGGAGGCUCUCCCUGGCUCUUCCCUGCCUCUGCCACCCACAACAGCGUGCAAGACGAAAUCCUGGGGGGGCCAGAGAAGCCCAAAGCACAGCAGCAACAGGAAAUGCAAGAAACGCAAGAAAAGCAGCAGCAGUUGUCCCCUGGGAGUCACCAGGAGGGUGGAAGUGGUGGGAUCAUUUCAGAACUGGAAAAAGCCCGGUCAGAGGAAGCCAAGACAGACAGCAGCGUGUCAGAAGGAAGUAACGGAAAGGAGAAGCAGCUACGUCUCGAGUCUCCUGUCCUGACAGGCUUUGAUUACCAGGAGACAUCUGGUCUUGGUGGGACUGGCCAGGUCCAGUCCAGUACAACCUCGUCAUCACUUACUGGCUUCAACAACUGGUCAGCUGCCAUCCCGCCGGCGCCAUCAACCAUCAUCAAUGAGGACGUCAGCUUCUUCAACCCGGCGUCUGCCAACAAUGGGCCCCUCCUGUUCCAGAACUUCUCACACCACGUCAGUCCAGGUUUUGGUGGGAACUUCUCUCCCCAGAUUGGACCAGCGGCGGCCUUGUCCCAGCACCACCCUGCUCCCCCGCCACACCCCCACUUCCAACACCCCCACAACCAACACCAGCAGCAUCGACGCUCACCGGCCUCUCCACACCCUCCGCCGCCCUUUCCGCACAGGAAUCCGGCUUUCAGCCAGUUGCCGCAUUUGUCUAAUAGCCUGAACAAGCCCCCGUCCCCCUGGGGUCCAGCCAGCUACCAGAGCCCCUCUCCCUCCCCCGGCUCCUCUACCUCCUGGAGUCCCGGAGGAGGCUAUGGUAGUGGUGGCGGUGGCUGGGGAGGGUCUCAGGGCAGAGAUUAUCGCCGAGGGCUGAACGGCGGGAUGACCCCCAUCAACUCUAUUUCUCCACUGAAGAAAACCUUCCCCAACAACCACGUGGCAUCCCAGAAGUACCCUCGAAACAGUCCUGCAGGCUUCAACCCCAAAUCCUGGAUGGAUGAUGGAGUCGGCCGCAGCGAUAACAUCUUCCCCUUUCAGGAACGCACCAGGUCGUUCGACAGCUUCAACAUGAACACGCUGGAGAGCUCCCUGAUCGACAUCAUGAGGGCUGAGCAGGACACCCUGAAAGGUCGUCUGGGGUUCCCUCAUCCAGGAGGAGACAACCCUCUGCCUCUUAAUGCCAGGAAUUAUAGCAGGAGACGAGGCCACUCCUCUCUUUUCCCUAUGGAAGAUGGUUUCCCUGAUGACGAGCGUGGCGAUCAGGGUCUCGCCGGCCUCGGCUCGCCACACUGCUUCCCGCACCAGAACGGAGAGCGUGUCGAGCGCUACUCGCGCAAGGUCUUCGUGGGAGGACUGCCCCCCGACAUAGAUGAAGAUGAGAUUACAGCCAGUUUCCGGCGUUUCGGACAUCUGUUUGUGGACUGGCCUCACAAAGCGGAGAGCAAAUCUUAUUUCCCCCCUAAAGGCUACGCCUUCCUGCUGUUCCAGGAUGAGAGCUCAGUGCAGGCUUUGAUCGAUGCCUGCAUUGAAGAGGACGGCAAGCUGUACCUCUGUGUGUCCAGCCCCACCAUCAAAGACAAGCCGGUCCAGAUCCGCCCGUGGAACCUGAAUGACAGUGAUUUUGUGAUGGAUGGAUCUCAGCCUCUGGACCCGAGGAAAACCAUCUUUGUGGGAGGUGUCCCUCGUCCGCUCCGUGCAGUGGAGCUGGCCAUGAUCAUGGACCGCCUGUACGGCGGCGUUUGCUACGCUGGCAUCGACACAGACCCUGAGCUGAAGUACCCCAAGGGAGCGGGGCGGGUCGCCUUCUCUAAUCAGCAGAGCUACAUUGCUGCUAUCAGUGCUCGCUUUGUACAGCUGCAGCAUGGAGAAAUCGAUAAACGGGUGGAAGUGAAGCCAUACGUGCUGGAUGACCAGCUGUGCGAUGAGUGCCAGGGAACUCGCUGCGGCGGGAAGUUUGCGCCGUUCUUCUGCGCCAACGUCACCUGUCUGCAGUACUACUGCGAGUACUGCUGGGCGGCCAUCCACUCGCGCGCCGGACGAGAGUUUCACAAACCCCUGGUGAAGGAGGGAGGCGACCGACCCCGUCACAUCUCCUUCCGCUGGAACUGAGCGGAGGACAGAGAGGGAGAGGCAGCAGGGGAGCAGGAGGGCAGCUCCUCCCCCUCCCCCCCAACGUGUCGAUCUCCUUCGCUUCCCCAUUCGCAGACCUCUGCAGGAUGCACAUGACGGAGAGAUAAAAGACGAGAAACAAGACAGAAACGAACUUUAAAAUCGAUUUUUUUUCGGGCAGUGCAGGACUUUGAGCAUCCUUCUAGAACACUGUUUAAAAGACUUGAGAACUCAUCCCCGCUGUCUGUCGAGGUGAUCUUAUAUAGACCUAUCUGGAGGAAGGGGAGCUUAAAGACUUGAAUGUGGUAAAUGUUGCAAGUUAACUUCAAGUUGUUAUGUGCAAUACUUCUUUUGAACCUUUUUCCAGAUAAAGACUCUUUGCAAUGUAAUUCUUUAAUGCCAUUUUUAAUUGCAGACAUUUAAUUAAAGAAGAUGUUAAUAUGUUUUUCACAGUCAUUUUCUACUGUUAUUGUAAUCCUUUUCAUGCUGGUGUUUGUAAAAAAGAAAAGAAAUCAAACUAUUUGUACUAAUAUAAAUAAUUGAAGUUAUUUUUAAAACAUUAAAGGUUUUGUGCUCAUUUGCUUAUUUUAUUUAUUUUAAGCUACUGUGAUUGAUUGCAUUGUAAUUAUUAGGUCAACAAUGUAUUUAGCUGUUUAUUGGUAUAUUUUUAAUUGGAAUGUAUAAUUGAUUUUUAUAAUUUUGAUCAGAUUUUUGUUAUAUUUUUGAGGUGAAGCUUUUAAUAUGUUAAAGUGUCUAGUUUUUACUAAUUGCUAUAUUGUGCUCCACAAUAUAUGGUUCACAUUUUCUGAAGGAAAAUAAAUAUUUAAAUUGUUGUCUGUUUAUGAUGUUACUUAAUGGCAAGAUUUCAAUAGUUUUUAACUGUGUAUGGGAAGGUUGUUGUAUUUAGUAAUAGCAUUUUUUACUUAAGAUAUCACCUUAAUUUUUAUUGUCAUUUCACUUUAUAAGUUCCUAUUUUUGUAUUUUCCUUUCUAAUUAAGUUAUGUAAUACGGAUAUGUCCAUAUUUCUAGGAGUUGGUCUGUAGAAGUUCUGGUGAAACGAAAAAGAAAAAUCUAAUGUUAUUUAAUUGUUUGCAGCCAACUAUUUAUAACAGUAUGCAUAAUUUUUAAAUAUUUGUAAUGUGAAAUG